Molecule: messenger RNA, 1030 nt
Organism: Ornithodoros turicata
Lineage: Eukaryota; Metazoa; Arthropoda; Arachnida; Ixodida; Argasidae
Exons: 4
Source: RefSeq, a predicted model, not a curated record
AUGCAAGAGAUCCUCGACGAUGCUGCACAUUUCGUCUCAUUGGCACAUGACCCGACGGCUAAAGCGGAACGCUCUUUGGUGGACCACCUCCGUCAGUUAAAGAAGAAGGGCCACCUAGAUGAUGUUACCUACCGCCGCCUCUUCUCAUCGGACGGUGCUACUCCCAGAAUUUACGGCCUCCCCAAGAUACACAAGGUGCCCUUUGAGACCGAUUGUCUCGUUCAUCGGGUCGCCGACGUACAACAUGUCCAAUCGAAGGAGUUUGUCGAGCUGGUCCGGACGCAGGCCCCCAGCAACAACGAUGUCAUGGUGUCAUUUGAUGUGGUGUCACUGUUCACCAACGUUCCGAAGGAUCUCGCGGUACAAGUGGCGGAGGACCGACUACGGAAGGACAGCACCCUGCCAUCACGGACGUCACUCACAGUUGAAGAGGAUGCCCUAUGGGGAAGCCCGGUAUCAGUGACGCUAGCUAACUUGGUCAUGGAACACAUUGAAGAGACGGCCAUGGGACGGUUCUCCCGCCCAGUUAAGUUCUACCGGCGCUACGUAGAUGACACGUUCGUCAUCCUAGACAGGAACCAUGUCGAGGAAUUCCACUCGGUUCUCAACUCCAUCGAAUCAUCGAUCAAUUUCACGUAUGAAGUCGAGCAGGGCGGCAAGCUUCCUUUCUUGGAUAUAUGUGUAUGCAGGGACAGUACGGGUAGCAUCCAUACCGAGCUACGGGCAUGUGAAGAUGCGACGAUCUCCGCUUCCCUGGACAAGAGAGGCUACCCACACAGGUUUAUUGAGGACACCCGGAAACGUAUGCAGCUACGCAAACCGCAAGAUGAGGACCACUCCCGCCUGACCUGGGUCACAAUUCCAUACGUCAAAGGCGUUUCAGAAUCUAUCCGCCGGGCACUACUUCCACUGGAAAUCUGGACGACCUUCCGACCGCACGUUAAACUGCGCAGCCUCAUCUCCAAGCCGAAGGACAGUGUCGCCCCAGAAGACCACUCUGGCGUGGUUUACAAGCUACAAUGCCUAGACU